GUGAGCCAUGCCAUCAUCAGCGAGUAGGGCUGGCUGAAGAGGCGCCCCUCAAGUUUCACACAUCACUUUUUCCUCCGGGAAACAGGUUUAUAAUCUUCUCGCCCGGGGACGGAGACGCUGAGGAAACAUGGCUGCACUUUCAACCUGGUUUUGGAAUGAAAGGUUUUGGCUGCCUCACAACGUAACAUGGGCGGACCUAGCCGACCAGGCUCCCGGAGUGGAGUACCCCAAAGCUGGACACUUGUUUGCCGCCUUGCCGUUGGCUUUGGGGAUAUUCGCCGUGAGGAUGCUCUUUGAAAGAUUUGUUGCCAGUGCCUGUGCCAGGAGCCUUCACAUUCAUCCAGAGGUUGGACGGAGAGCUCAGCCCAACGCAGUACUGGAGAAAGUGUUUACGUCCAUUACAAAGAGUCCAGACUCCCGGCAUCUGGACGGCCUGUCCAAGCAGCUGGACUGGGAGGUGCGAAAGGUCCAACGCUGGUUCAGACAGCGAAGGAACCAAGAUAAACCCAGCAUACACACCAAGUUCUGCGAGAGCAUGUGGAGGUUAACAUUUUAUUUGUGCAUAUUUACCUAUGGAUUCCAGUUUCUCUGGCAGACCCCUUGGAUGUGGGACACGCGGCAUUGCUGGUACGGUUAUCCUUACCAGGUCAUGACCCCUGGACUUUACUGUUACUACACAACAGAGCUGGCCUUUUACUGGUCGCUUGUGUUCUCCCAGUUCACAGACAUUAAAAGGAAGGACUUCCUUGCCAUGUUUAUUCAUCACCUGGCGACAGUGGGCUUGAUCAGCUUCUCCUACGCCAACAACAUGGUGCGGGUGGGCAGCCUUGUGAUGUGCGUGCACGAUGCCUCCGACUUCCUGCUCGAGGCAGCCAAACUGGCCAACUAUGCUAGGUAUCAGCGGCUGUGUGACCUCCUCUUCAUCGUGUUUAGCAUUGUGUUCUUCAUCACACGGCUUGUCAUAUAUCCGCUAUGGUUGUUGAACUCCACCAUGUUUGAAAGCUGGGUCAUAGUGGGACCCUUCCCAUCGUGGUGGGUCUUCAACUUCUUAUUGCUGGUGCUGCAGGUGCUGCACAUCAUCUGGUCUUACCUCAUCGCACGCAUCGCUGUCAAGGCCAUCCUGAGGGGCAAGGUGUGCAACGACGUGCGGAGCGACAUCGAGAGCAGCUCCGAGGAGGAGUCACCGUCGGCGGAUCAAGUGAAGACGACGCGAGGGGAGAACGGCACAAAUGGCCACUGCGCCUCUGCCGCCAGGAGUCGACCCCAGAACCACAGCGACUAAGCUAAAAGGCUUAAGUUUUUUAUUUUUUUGAACUGAUGAUGCCGACGGUCCCAUGGGCCAAGAUGUCUCACUUGGCGACGAGUACGUUCGGACGCUUUGCGAUCUUUGCAUUUCACACACUCUUGUUUGGAACAAGUUGAUGUAUUUUAACUCAGUCAGUCUUUUUUCGUGUUACUUUUUUUUUUAUUCCUGUUUUUAACUGAGACCACAUAGAGAUGAAGUAGUCACUGCCUGUACAGGUUUCAGGUACCAACAUGUCUUCUCACAUCGCUGCCUUCUCCAAAUAUACAUUUUGUUGGUGUAAUAUGCUGUUCAUGUGGUGCAAUUACACACAUUUUAAUAUGUUACACACAACUGCAUUGCAUUCCAAAAUGUCCUGCAGGGAAUAAAAUGAACAUCACAAAAAAAGGGGGGGGAGGGGUUACGGGGGUCCAGUCCAUUAGUCCUUAAUAACUUCCGGAUCCUGGUUUUCAGCGGCCAGCUGGAGCUGCUUCUGCUUCUGCAUGAAGCGGUAACCCCUCAAGGCGCACAGGUAGCCCCCGUAGAUGGUUAGCAGCAUCAUGGAGCCCGAAAAGGCCCGAUAGCCAAUGUCUGCUAGGCGCUUUGCUGUUACCAUGACGACGACCUUUAAAAGGGAAACCCGGUAAAAUAGUUCAGUUCUUGUCUAAGUUUUACACAAUAAUUACACAAUAAUAGUAUCAAUAUAAUAUGACAUCCCUAGUGACAAACCGCAUUUUUUUAUAUUUUACAGUUGUACACGUUUUCUUUAACUUCCGGGUGUGAGACCGGAUGUGGUUACGUCAAACAGACAAACUAUUACUAUUAACUAUUGCU
Molecule: messenger RNA, 2116 nt
Organism: Doryrhamphus excisus (bluestripe pipefish)
Lineage: Eukaryota; Metazoa; Chordata; Actinopteri; Syngnathiformes; Syngnathidae
Gene: cers5
Product: ceramide synthase 5
Biological process (GO): ceramide biosynthetic process
Cellular component (GO): membrane
Molecular function (GO): DNA binding; sphingosine N-acyltransferase activity
Source: RefSeq, a predicted model, not a curated record